Sceloporus undulatus (fence lizard) is the source of this 4251-nucleotide messenger RNA. RefSeq names its product dematin actin binding protein (gene DMTN). NCBI's taxonomy places the organism in Eukaryota, Metazoa, Chordata, Lepidosauria, Squamata, Phrynosomatidae. Gene Ontology annotation, cellular component: actin cytoskeleton; plasma membrane. Gene Ontology annotation, molecular function: actin filament binding. Gene Ontology annotation, biological process: lamellipodium assembly; actin filament bundle assembly; cytoskeleton organization. The coding region runs from base 172 to 1383 and encodes 403 amino acids. The record is from RefSeq and is a predicted model, not a curated record. The transcript has 18 exons.
CGCGGAGCCCGAGGAGGAUGAAGACGACGAGGCUGAAGGAGGCCUUGGCAGCAGCAGCAGCAGCAGCAGCAGAAGGAAUUCCCCAGCCGACCAGCCACCCUGCAAGGAUGCGGAGGGCCAGCUGAACAGGACGUGGCACUGACUGAGCCGGACCCUCAAGCAGGACCCUGAAUGGAAAGGCUACAGAAGCACCAGCUGACUUCCCCGGGGAGCGUGGCCUCUUCCAGGGGCUCCAGCGUCCCUGGGUCGCCCUCCAGCAUUGUGGCAAAAAUGGACAAUGAAGUGCUGGGCUACAAAGACCUGGCGGCCAUCCCCAAGGACAAGGCCAUCCUGGACAUUGAGCGCCCAGACCUGAUGAUCUACGAGCCCCAUUUCACCUACUCCCUGCUGGACCACGUGGAGAGGCCACGGAGCCGCGAGCGUUCCCUUUCUCCCAAAUCUCUCUCUCCUCCUCCUUCUCCAGAAGUCACCCGGGAGAACAAGUCCCCCAGCAAUGCUUCCCAAGGUGCCAGUCGCCAGACUGGCACCACCGCCAGCCGCAGUGGAGUCCACCACUUCCACCAUCCUGACACCAACAGAGUGGAGAUGAACAUCUACAAGAAGCCUCCCAUCUACAAGCAAAAGGAGCCCUCGACGACACCUGUCCCACCCCAGGGGGCAAAACACCUCAUCGAGGGCCAAAUCAUUGAGUCCUCCAAGUUCCCAGCUGCCCAGCCGCCAGACCCCAACCAGCCUGCCAAGAUCGAGACGGACUACUGGCCUUGCCCGCCUUCCCUGGCAGUUGUGGAGACUGAAUGGAGACGGAGGAUGGCAUCCCGAAGAGGCCAGGAAGACGACGACGACUCUGAGGACUCGAAGGCCUUGCAGGAGCUGCAGAAGGAGGAACUGAGCAAGGUUGCCUCCAAUCUUGGGAAACUCAUCCUGAAAGAGGAGAUGGAGAAAGAGCAGUCGCUCCCCAUCCGGAGGAAAACGCGCUCCCUCCCAGACCGGACGCCCUUCCACACGUCUCUGCACAGUGGCAGUUCCAAAUCCUCCUCCCUUCCUGCCUAUGGGAGAAGCCCCCUCACCAGGCUCCAGUCAACAGAGUUCAGCCCUGCUGGCAGCGAGAAAAGCAGCCCAGGCCUGCAGAAUGGCCAAAGAGGACGCAUGGACAGAGGAAACUCCCUCCCUAGUAUGCUGGAGCAAAAGAUAUAUCCUUAUGAGAUGCUGAUGGUGACAAAUCGAGGGAGAGUGAAACUGCCGCCCGGAGUAGACAGAACACGGCUGGAGCGGCACCUGUCCCCCGAGGAUUUCCUGUGUGUCUUUGAGAUGCCGCCGGAGGAGUUUGCAAAGCUGGCCUUGUGGAAGCGGAAUGAGUUGAAGAAAAAAGCCUUCCUCUUCUGACCCUGGCAGCAGCGAUGCCAACAGCGCCCAGAGUGGAGAUCUCCAUGUGUGUCGACCCUCCUGUCUUGCACCACAGGCGCCUGGGGCUACUUUUGAGCUGGGCCAGAGGGACGGUCCCUUCCUCUCCUCCUCGGGGUUCAAGGGCCGAAAGGAGCCGGACGCAGGAAGACUUAACACAGACCACACAUGCGCACCCUGUUGUUUCUACUGGGCACACUCCGGAUGUGGCACCAGCUCUCUCCCUAGCUGGAAACCAAGAACAGCAGCCAGGGAUGGAGGGGCAAUGCCCAUGGCAGAGUGGGAAGUGGCAACGAUGGCACCCCUCCACAUUUCUCACUUUCUGCUUGGCACACAGGCAUGUGCAUUCUUCUCGUCCGUUCCUCCAACCAGACACAGGACAGGAAGUGGGCACUGGGAGCAGCAUUGCCCAAUGGUCAGAGGUCAGCACAAAAGGCGCAGGGUGCCCCCCACCCCACUCCCAGCACAGACCUUGCCAGGCCACCUUGACUUCUGCUGGCACAUCUGCCUGCCUUGGCAGAACACAGAGAGGACUCUCUAAACAACUGCCAGCUAAUGUGUGUGAAGGGGCUUGGAGUUCCCCCCACAAAUGUUAGAGCCUCUCCAAGUGUUUCACCCCACUGCCCUUUGUUAAGGGGAGCCUUGGUUUUCCCCGAAUCCAGCUGCCACCCCAGUGAGGGGCUAGGGUUGGGGUCUGCAUGCUUGAAGAAAGGAGCCCAGGGCCAGGCCUACAGUCCCUUUUCCCUGGCUUGCUCCUUCCCACUCCCUCUGUUCUUUCUAUCUCCAGCUUCCCCUCGUCCUCUUUUCCAGAUGCCUUAGAAGAGUGGGGUUGGGAGGGACAAAAAGCAUUCCUGACAAGUGGUCAACCAUCCUCUUUUCAAUCCCCACUUUCCCCCCUUCCUUCCCCCAUCAUUCCUCUUUCCUCAUGCUGGCCCUGGUUCAACCUCUUCCUUUGCCAUAUCUGGCCACUGGGUUCUUCUCUGCUCUUCCAGCCUCAGCAGCCUUGCUGCUCCCUUUCAGCCCAACUUAGUGAGAAGUUGGGGCUUCUCAGAGUAGAGGGUAGGAAGCUGCCUUCUAUGGGGUCAGAGCUUUAGGAAUCCAUCCAGUUAGCCAGUAUUGUCAGCUCUGCCGGCAGCCAUAGCUCUGUGCCAGGCCUUCGGGUGGAAGCAUGUUCUCACCUGAAGGCCUGGCAGAGGAUGCAUCAGAGUGGACAUGAUUGGCUUAGAUAGACCAGUGUUUAUCUAAGUGUAUCUGGUCUAUCUAAGCCGUUCAUGUCCACUCUGACUGGCACCCCCUGCCUGCCAGGGUUCAGGCCAGGAUGUUUUCGUAGCCCUGCCUGGCAGUCCCUGGGAUUGUUUCCCAGGGUUCUCUCAGCCAAGGACUGGCCUGGCUCAGCUCUGCUUUGCUUCCAAAAUUGGACAGAAUUGUCCAGAAUUGGAGGUGUGGCUCAGGGUGGUAUAAGGAUGAUGUGAGUAGCUGCCCUGUGAAGUUGAUGGACAGCAGGGUAGGACCCACAUGGGCACUCCAGAUGCUUCCUGGACUACAGCUCCCAUCAUUUUUCACCACUGGCAAUGCUCCUUAAGGCUGCUGGGAGUUGCAGUCCAGCAACAGCUGAAGAGCUAUACAGGUCCCUCACCCAAGCUAGCUUCUAGGCUGCCAUUGUCCUCCUGCCUCCCCAGCCAGAUCCCUCUGCUUAGCCAUCCUUCUGCAUCCCCUCCUGUGCAGGACCCAGAAUAGGACUGGGGGCCACAGAUGGACAUGGGACCAUGCAAACAUCCACUGGCACCUUUUGGCGAUCGGUGUGCAUGCUUCUGCAGAGCCACUGGCCCUGCGUGGUCCUGUUUGCUGCUAUUGACAGGCAAUCAGCUCAGCCUGUGUGCCAGUCCCAGACUCUUUAACAUUUUGACUUGGCAAAAUGGCCUGAGAGAUGCAUCUCCUCAGGAGUCCAACAGUGCAGCUGCCAUCAUGACCCAAACUCCAUGCCAGAGACCUUUGUAGUGCAUGGGUCUUCUGUAACUCUCAUGCUCCCACAGAGGCCUGGAAGGAACCAAGGCUCACAUCUGGUGGCCACAAACUGCUGCUGAGCAAAACAGGUCCCAGGGAACAUCAAGACCUGAGGCUAAAGCACUAUUUGCCCAUCAGCCGCCAAGGCCACACAUAGGCCAAAUCUUUUUGCAGAAACACCUGCAAAGCCGCCAGGGCUGCAAUGAGACUAUGGGGGUGGCAAAGGGACACCCCCUGCCAUUGGAAAGGGCACUGAAUGUGACCAACCUGCCACAUACGCCACUCCCAAGCAGCCUUGGCUCCCUCGCUCUCCCUCUUCUUUGGACGGCUCUAGAGGUGGGGAGGGAAUGGCUUGCCACCACUUCUCUCUGCUUCCUACCAGUCUUAGCCCAGCAAGGAUGCUGCCAUUCAGCAGUGUGGUGGGUGGCAAGGCGCCACUGGCAAGGAUGGGUAGGUUGAGUUUUCACCUCUCUCUGCUCAGGCUUUGCCUGCCUAGACUGCCUGAGGAACCGGUCCCAGAGCUGCCUUGGAGAAAGGGAGCCUGGGGGCCAGCUUACUUUCCCUCCCCUGUGCAGCUCCUGCCAUGUUGUUCCCCUUCCUACCCCUCUUCACCUUGUGCAAAUGUAAAGAAUGUAAUUUAUUAGAAGUCACUUGCAGCUCUACUCGCUUUUUCACUGCUACUUCUGUGAACAUAUCUAUAAAUAUAUAAAUAUAGACUUCUCCUGAUUCGAAGAGUGGCCCCAAUGUCUACCACCCCAUUUUGGCUGAUGUUAGAAUCUGUGUGAAGAUGAUUCUCCUCUUCUCUUUCCCCUUCAUCUUUUUGAUUAAAUGUGAAGUGGCUUUAUU